GAAAACAAAAAGGGAAUAACACUUGCUGCAUGCUGGUCUCCCUCCUCUCUUUUGUUACCUUUAUUCAUUCUUUCAUUCAAAGAUAACAAGAAGAGAAAACCCUAGCUAGCCUCCACCGCCGCCGAAUGAAGUGAUCGGUUGCCGCCGUCCGUGGCUGUCCGAAGAGUUUCUCUUUAUACUGUCGGUGUUUUUCCAAGUCAGAUCCCCUAUUUGAUGUCUUCUUCAUCACUCAGCGCCCAUCCUCCGUCGGAUUCUUCCUGCUGUUCGCGAUCGUCUUGUCGCCGUCGUCUCGGCGUCAUUAUCUCGAAGAUUAUAGAGAAAAAAAACCAAUAACUUGAAACACUUGCACACAAACAUGCCCAGUCCUAACAACAGCUUCCCGAUGGAUCCUUUCUUGGGUCCUUUUCCUGUUCUCAGAACCUUGGUUGUAACCAUGAGAAAAAAUGGAUAUACAAUAUGAUUUGUUAGAGAUGAUUGCACCGCCAAAAGAGAGCUGGAAGAUUCAUGUCAGAGUAAUCAGACUCUGGUCUUUACCAAAAUUCAAAGACCCCAAGUCCAGUAGCUCUAUUGAAAUGGUGUUGAUGAAUGAGCAGGGAACAACUAUGCAUGCUUCUGUAGGUGAGGAUUUGAUAUCUGUGUUCGAGUCAUCGAUAUCGGAAGGAACUGUGUAUGUUUUUACAUACUUUGGAGUUAACAACAACUGUGGGUUGUAUCGCACAACAUCGCAUCAAUUUCGGUUGUUUUUUCAAGAUAGAACUACUGUCUUACCCUCUUUCUGUGAUGCAAUACCGUUACAUGGUAUUAAGUUGGUCCCUUUUAGGGAAAUUAUGGGAUACUCUCCUCAUCAUCCUUUUUUGGUUGACGUUGCUGGAGUUAUGGCCGGCGUGGAGGGUGAGAGAAAAUACAUGAACGAUGACAAACUUAUUAACAUGAUGGUCAUUCAUAUUGAGAAUGACGGUUUACGGCUUAAUAUUAUUGUUCUUGGAGAGAUGGUGGACCGGAUCAAGAAUUUUCUAGCAUCGGGCGAUCAACAACUGCCAAUAGUUAUUUUUCAAUUUGCAAGAGUAAAAAAUGCUGGAGGUACCAAUAUUGUGCAGAACAUUAUGUAUGGUACUAGACUCUUGAUAAAUCCAGAUAUUCCUGAGGCUUUGAUGCUUCGAAAAAGAGAGAUCUCGCAGUACAUGUCUGUGGUUUCUGGCAAACCAGCAUAUCUUGAUGAAGAUGAAGUUUUAUAUUCCAUUGGGAGGAAAACAAUAAAGGAGUUACGUGCUGCUGCGGAUGUUGGAUUCUAUAUUGUUCGGGCCACUGUUCUUGAUGUUGAACCCGUUCCAAGUUGGUGGUAUAAAUCAUGUGUUUGCAGCGUGAAGGCAGAAGCUAAUGCGGAUGAAUACUUCUGCGAUGGCUAUAAUAGGGACGUGAAUAAUGUGGUUGACAGGUAUUACUCUAAUUAGAUUUAUUUGUGCAAUCUUUUCAUAAAAAUGCAAUAUAGUUAACUAAUUGAUUAUGUUGAUUUUUAAUGAUUUAGCAAUAUCUGGCUUAAUACUAAUAUUUAUUAAAAACAAAAACUGCUUUGGUUGAUGGAAAUCUGGUUUAGCCACAAAAAAAAGGAUGGCAAACAAAGAUAGAGUGCACAGAAAAAAAUUCAU
Messenger RNA from Arachis ipaensis, 1646 nucleotides. RefSeq names its product replication protein A 70 kDa DNA-binding subunit D-like. The record is from RefSeq and is a predicted model, not a curated record. NCBI's taxonomy places the organism in Eukaryota, Viridiplantae, Streptophyta, Magnoliopsida, Fabales, Fabaceae.